CUUCAAAAAAAAUUGAGAAACCAGCACAGCACUAAGUCUCAAACUAACUUUGGUUUAUACGGAAAAAAAGAAAAAGAAAAAAGACAUGGAGCUUGAACCGGCAGCGCAUGGACCGGUGAUAGCGGAGGUCGACAUGGGUGCCGACUCAUUCGCACCCACGGUGGUCCGAGCCACCGUGGUCCAGGCCUCAACUGUUUUCUACGACACCCCCGCCACACUAGAUAAGGCUGAAAGGUUGCUAGCUAAAGCUGCCGAGCAUGGAGCCCAUCUAGUUGUGUUUCCAGAAGCAUUUGUGGGUGGUUAUCCACGAGGUACAAAUUUCGGGAUUACAAUGGCGAGUCGAACAGCUAAGGGUAAAGAGGAUUUCCACAAGUAUCAUGCUUCAGCCAUUGAUGUACCUGGCCCUGAAGUUGACCGUUUAGCAGUAAUGGCUGGAAAGUAUAAGGUAUAUUUGGUAAUGGGUGUGAUAGAGAGAGAUGGAUAUACACUCUACUGUACUGUUCUGUUCUUUGAUUCUCAAGGUUGUUACCUGGGAAAGCAUCGGAAGCUUGUGCCAACAGCAAUGGAGCGUAGUAUUUGGGGAUUUGGAGAUGGAUCGACAACUCCGGUCUUUGAAACUCCAAUUGGAAAAUUAGGCGCUGUCAUUUGUUGGGAAAACAGAAUGCCUCUUCUAAGGACAGCCAUGUAUGCUAAAGGGGUUGAAAUAUAUUGUGCACCUACGGCUGAUCCCUCGAAAAUAUGGCAAGCAUCAAUGACCCACAUUGCUCUUGAAGGUGGAUGCUUUGUUUUAUCAGCCAACCAAUUCUGUCGAAGGAAAGAUUACCCACCUGCUCCAGAAUAUGUAUUUUCAGGCACAGAAGAGGACCUCACACCGGAUUCUAUUGUCUGUGCUGGAGGUAGUGUCAUUAUAUCACCAUCAGGGACUGUUCUAGCCGGACCAAAUUAUGAUGAGGAGGCUUUCAUCUCAGCAGAUCUAGAUCUUGGAGAAAUUGCGCGGGAGAAAUUUGGUUUUGAUGUGGUUGGACACUAUUCAAGGCCUGAAGUACUAAGUUUGAUUGUGAGGGACCAUCCAACACGGCCAGUUACUUUCACAUCAACAUCAGAGAAAACAGAUGGCCCUCGUUAAGUAAUUGUAAUUUUUGCCAGCCAACAAUUAUUACACUUCCACAAAAUGUAGGCUUUGUUAUCAAUAAUUGGAACACAUAGUUGUCAAAAUAUGAAUAUCUUUUUUUCUUUUUUUCUUUCGGUAUUAUGUAUCGUAUUGUAUUGUUGUAUCAUAGGAUACACAAAC
Molecule: messenger RNA, 1291 nt
Organism: Quercus lobata
Lineage: Eukaryota; Viridiplantae; Streptophyta; Magnoliopsida; Fagales; Fagaceae
Product: bifunctional nitrilase/nitrile hydratase NIT4B-like
Exons: 5
Coding region: 86-1126 (346 amino acids)
Biological process (GO): detoxification of nitrogen compound
Molecular function (GO): nitrile hydratase activity; nitrilase activity
Source: RefSeq, a predicted model, not a curated record